This is a messenger RNA of Capronia epimyces CBS 606.96, 1332 nucleotides long. RefSeq lists its product as uncharacterized. Lineage: Eukaryota; Fungi; Ascomycota; Eurotiomycetes; Chaetothyriales; Herpotrichiellaceae. Gene Ontology annotation, molecular function: molybdate ion transmembrane transporter activity. Gene Ontology annotation, biological process: molybdate ion transport. Bases 1 to 1332 code for a protein of 443 amino acids. The record is from RefSeq and is a predicted model, not a curated record. The transcript has a single exon.
AUGAGCACCCUUCGUCUUCGUCAUUUUAUGGCUCACAAUGUCGCCGUCUUCCGCCGGCAGCCACUGACCGAGAUCUCGGGUUCGCUGGGCGACCUGGGGACUUUCUUGCCUAUCGUCAUCGCGCUGGCGGAAGGACAUCAGAUAUCCUUGACCACGACCUUGAUCUUUACCGGCCUCUACAACAUCCUCACCGGCGUGGCCUUUGGCAUUCCUCUGCCGGUCCAACCGAUGAAGGCGAUUGCGGCCGUGGCCAUGUUGAAAUCCCUCAGUGCCGGCCAGACCGCAGCGGCCGGCGUCUUUGUCUCCAGCUGCAUUCUAUUCUUCAGUAUUACCGGGCUACUUUCUUGGUUCACCAGGGUCAUUCCAAUUCCGGUUGUCAAGGGGAUCCAAGUCGGCGCAGGCAUGAGUUUGAUUAUCGCCGCCGGGAACAAGGCUCUUUCGGCUCUAUCAUGGACUGCGCCAUCCUGGGCUGACAACUAUAUAUGGAUGCUGGCCGCUUUCAUCGCCCUAUUCGCGCUCAAUAUUAGCCCACGAACCCCAUACGCGCUCAUAUUAUUUGUUAUCGGCAUCGUCUUCGCCAUUAUCCGCAUAGCUGGCAAUGAGCACCACCGCCUGCCUGGUUUCCGUGUGUGGCACCCUUACACUCAAGUCCCCUCAGCCAAGGAGUGGAAGACUGGGAUCCUGGACGCCGGCGUCGGUCAAUUGCCUCUGACGACCUUGAACUCGAUCAUUGCCGUGACCCACCUGGCCGCCGAUCUCCUGCCCGAGAUCGAAACUCCCUCUGUAACAGCAGUCGGCAUCAGUGUCGCCGGAAUGAAUCUCUUCGGCUGCUGGUUUGGCGCGAUGCCCGUCUGCCACGGCUCGGGAGGCCUCGCAGCUCAAUACCGCUUUGGAGCUAGGUCAGGAGCUAGCAUCAUUUUCCUCGGCCUCUUGAAGCUUAUCUUGGGCGUUGUAUUCGGCGAAAGUCUUACCGACCUGCUGCACCGAUUCCCACUGGCUCUGCUGUCGGUCAUGAUCAUCGCGGCCGGGUUGGAAUUGGCCAGUGUGGGAGAGAGCUUAAAUACGGCACGAGCAAGAGAUCUGGGCAAGGAGAACAUCCACGCAGGCACUAACGGCGAGAUCACCGACGAAGAGAAGAAGCGGCGGUGGACCGUGAUGCUAGUCACCGCCGGACUGCUGGUUGCCUUCAAGAACGACGCAAUCGGCUUCCUGGCGGGACUCUGUUGCCAUUGGAGUUACCAGCUACCUCGCUACAUCGCCGUGCUAAAGCACCAAAAGGACCGAACAGAGCAGCAUGAAGACCAUGAGCAGCAGGCUCUGCUACCAGGGUAA